AUGAGUUAUAAACAUCAAAAGUAUAAAAUUACUCGAGAUACACAUAUAAGAGCUAUCAAGUUAGCUCUUAAAACACCUGCUAGUCCUAAACCACCUAGUAUACAAGCAGCUGCAUCAAGUUUUGGUAUUGCAGAAGCAAUUCUAAGGCAUGCAAUGAAAAAAGAUUGUUUACCUAACCACUCCAGUUUCAUGACAGUCUUGAGUAGCUAUGAAGAAGAACAAUUAGUAGACUAUUACAAAAACAUACAAUGGUCCUGGCAAGCUCCUAAGGUUCAAAAAGUUCUUGCAGAAAAAGGCAUCUGUCAAGUUCAUAAGAUUGUACAUGGUAAUUCUCAUGAUCAUAUUUCAGUUGCACCAACAAUUUUAGCUGCUGAUGAUUAUAUCCUUCCAUUAAUUAUAUACAAGGGCAUUCAUGCAAUUUCUGGUUUGUUAAAUGGUGCUUCAUCUGAUAUGGUUAUAGGCUUUACUAACUCAGGAUAUAUGUGUGAAGAACUCUUCCAAAUGUAUAUUAAACAUUUUAUAAGUUCUAUUUCUCCUUGUUAUUCUGUUCUUUUAAUGCUUAACGGUCACAGCAGUCAUAUAAAUUAUAUGAGCAUUAAUUUUUGUCAUGAAAAUGGAAUUUUACUAUAUGUAUUGCCAUCCUAUACAACACAUAUUCUUCAGCCAUCAGAACUUUCUUUCGCCAAACUUAAAACCAAAUAUAGUAAAAAUUGUGAUCAACUUCAUCAUAUAAUUGGCGAAUUGGUGACUAAAACUACAGGCAUUUGGUCUUUUAAUCCUAAUACCAUUAGUCCUCAUCAUCUCAAUCCCUCUUUAACUACU
Messenger RNA from Cetraspora pellucida, 822 nucleotides. The record is from the annotation of a GenBank genome assembly. Lineage: Eukaryota; Fungi; Glomeromycota; Glomeromycetes; Diversisporales; Gigasporaceae.